AGAGGGGGGAGGGAACGGAGACGCGGGAGAUUACACCUCCCUCGUCGUAUUUCGGUCUAUUGGUGGGAGGAGGCAGAGGAGGAGCAUCAUAACGCCGAUUUUCAAGGACGCAGAGCUGCGGUUCGGAUCCAAACCCCCAAAACGCAAGUCGGUAGCGGUCCUGGUAACAGCCCGGAUGCAGGAAAGGGGCGUCCUGUAGUUCUACGUCGGGCAUCUGAAGCCGUCGCACACAUGCACGCGUAGCCUACGUAUUUAAAUGCGAGGUAGCCGAGACGCACUGGCUGGACAGGCGGCGAAGAGGUCGCUGACGGACUGUGCGUAAUGCUGAGUGGACAGCAGCAUUCCUCUCCGUACACCUCAGCCCAGACGGGCUAUUGACGGGACAAUUCCGACUCGUUCUGCAGUGCGGCUCGUCAGUACAACCAGAUGCUCUCCGCCGGACCGGACCCGUCCACCAACCCGACCGGAGCCUGAGCCGAAGGAUGCAGGUGAAAAACCAGAUCUGCACCGAGCGGAGCAGCACCGACGACCCGGAGCAGGAUGACAGCCAGAAGAAGACCUCGUGUUUUUCCAACAUCAAGAUCUUCCUGGUGUCGGAAUGCGCGCUCAUGCUGGCACAGGGCACCGUGGGUGCAUAUUUGGUAAGUGUCCUGACCACCCUGGAGAGACGCUUCAACCUCCAGAGUGCCGAUGUCGGCGUCAUCGCCAGCAGCUUCGAAAUCGGCAACCUGGCCCUCAUCUUGUUUGUCAGCUACUUUGGCGCCAAGGCCCACAGGCCCCGGCUGAUUGGCUGCGGCGGGAUCGUCAUGGCGCUCGGCGCGCUGCUGUCGGCCCUGCCCGAGUUCCUGACUCACCAGUACGAGUACGAAGCCGGGGACUCGUGGCACGCCGAGGACGGCAGGGACAUCUGCUCCAACAACACCAGGUCGGAGAACCGGGACUCUGGGUUCAAAUGCGGCAACAGAGCCAACACCAACAUGAUGUACCUGCUGCUGAUCGGAGCCCAGGUUCUGCUGGGCAUCGGAGCCACGCCCGUCCAGCCUCUGGGAGUGGCCUACAUCGACGACCAUGUCCACAGGAAGGACUCCUCGCUCUACAUAGGCAUUUUAUUUUCGACAUUAGUGUUUGGCCCGGCCUGCGGCUUCAUCUUAGGUUCUGUCUGCACCAAAGUCUACGUUGAUGCUGUCUUCAUGGACACCAGUAAGCUGGACAUCACUCCAGAUGACCCUCGCUGGAUCGGGGCGUGGUGGGCCGGCUUCCUCCUCUGCGGUGCCUUACUCUUCGUCUCAUCCCUCUUCAUGUUCGGCUUCCCCCAGGCGCUGGACGAGCAGGACAUGGGCGGUGGAGGGGAGAGCGAGCAGGCCAUGCUGCCUUCCUCCCUGACCAUGGAGUGCCAGGACUCCAAGCCCAACGGGGCCGUUCACGGCUUCGACAUGAACAGUGGACUCUCAGUCUGUGAGCAUCUGAGAGUAAUCCCCCGGGUCACCAGGCACCUUCUCUCCAAUCCGGUGUUCAGCUGCAUCACGCUGGCAGCCUGCAUGGAGAUCGCUGUGGUCGCCGGUUUUGCCGCCUUCCUCGGGAAAUACCUGGAGCAGCAGUUCAACCUCACCACCUCCUCAGCCAAUCAGCUGCUAGGAAUGACGGCCAUCCCAUGCGCCUGUCUGGGUAUCUUCCUCGGGGGGCUGCUGGUGAAGAAGCUGAACCUGUCGGCUCUGGGCGCCGUCCGCAUGGCUAUGAUGGUCAACCUGGUGUCCACCGCCUGCUACGUCUCGUUCCUCUUCUUGGGCUGCGACACCGGGCCCGUCGCCGGAGUUACUGUCGCCUACGGCAACGAGACGCUGCGGUCAUGGCAGCGACCUGAGUCGGCGUGCAUCAAUAACUGCAAUUGCUACACAGCAUCAGUGAGCCCCGUCUGUGGGUCCAAUGGCGUCACCUACCUCUCGGCCUGCUUCGCCGGCUGCACCAAACCAAACCUGACCAGCUGCACGUGUAUAUCCAGCUCCAGUGAGGAGGCGGUGGCUUUACCGGGGAAGUGUCCCAGUCCGGGCUGCCAGCAGGCCUUCCUCACCUUCCUGUGUGUGAUCUGUGUGUGCAGCAUGAUCGGAGCGAUGGCCCAGACCCCCUCCGUCAUCAUCCUCAUCAGAACGGUUAGUCCAGAGCUGAAGUCCUACGCCCUCGGAGUUCUGUUCCUGCUCCUGAGACUCAUCGGCUUCAUCCCCCCCCCGCUGAUCUUCGGCAUGGGCAUCGACUCCACCUGCCUGUUCUGGAGCUCCGUCUGCGGCGAGAAGGGCGCCUGCAUGCUGUACGACAACGUGGCCUACAGGCACCUGUACGUCAGCAUCGCCAUCGCCCUCAAGUCGUCCGCCUUCGUCCUGUACGCCACCACGUGGCAGUGUUUGAGGAAGAACUACAGGAAGUACAUCAAGAACAGCGAGGGCUACCUCACGCCCACCGAACUCUUCGCCUCCAACGUGACUCUGGACAAUUUGGGCAAGGAGAUCACCCAGAACCCGGCCAACAGGACAAAGUUCAUAUACAACCUGGAGGACCAAGAUACGUGUGACAACAUGGAGUCCGUUUUGUAGUGCACGCACCUGGUGAGACUGGAGCGAGGCGCGACGUCUCCUCGGUGCCACGUCAGUGUAGAGAAUGUUCUUAGUAAGCUUCUUAUCUCCUUCUCACCCAAAACGAGAGGCUUCCCCAAAUGCUCUAUGUCCCCACUGCACUUUUUACUAAGUACACGGGCCAUCCGGGCCAUUGUAGUCAGAGGAAAUAUUAAGCUCACUUUAUUCUUUUUUUUUUCACACUUUCUUAAUUGGACAGCUAACGAACGUGGGAAAAUAAAUUAGGAAUUACAUGGAAUGACUUAUACUUAAUGCAUUAUACCACUAAUCCCCCCCCCCAUGACGCUCCUCUUUACUUUACAGUUCUGGGCUUUUGUUCGACUCAUGAAGAGACCAGAACUGUUUGAGUGGCAGAGAUAGUGGUCAUUUUGCUUUAGAGGGAAGCACACUUGUGUUCAUGGGUCUUAAUGCGUUCUUUCACCCUGCGCUGGAGUAGUUUUAGACACAAAGUACGUACAAAGCCACCCUGCUGCAGACGGAUUAACAAAGCUGUGUGUUCCCUCACCUAAUUGUCAAAGUUUAAUGCAACAAAUGAAGAUGACUACAGAGGCCCAUACGGGCAAGACGUAAAGGCAGAACUAACAAAAGUAAGUCAAUGACAAGAAAUAGACCUACAGGAUAAAACACCGUCCCGUGGUUGAUGAUCAUAUUUACAUAUUUAAAAGGUUUUGGGCAACAUAUGACGUCAUGGAUGCCCUGUUUCCUGCUUACAUUGUUAAAGCCUCACAGCAUCGCAGAGUCAAAAUGUAAAAGAGAUCCUUUAAGCCCCCUGAAUACCAAUUCAUUGGUAAUCAAUUACACAACAACUGCAUUUCAUCUCAAGAGGAGAAAAGAAGAUAGUUUUGGUACUUUUAUCGUCUUAUAUAAAGAAUAAGAAACAGGGAGCAGUAGAACAAUAUUUGAUCUUUUGUGCUUCCUUUCUGACGCGAUCAGAGGGUGGAGUUCACUCUGAGAUGAUGUUGCACAUAUUGUUCAGAUUUUAGAAAGUCUUUCUCAGUAGCGUUCCCAUCUUGUUGAGCCCGUAAGUAACAACGAUCCCUUUACUGUGUUGUAGUGCCGAGUUUUGCUAUUAAUGCUGGACACUAAUUUUCUUUUUUUUUUUUUACUUCAAACCAUUUUGGCAGUCCUUACUCUGGCCUCUAUAUGAAUGAGGGGCAACUUCCAAAAGUUAGUUUUAAUAACCCAGUCACCCAGAUGUUUAACUGGUGACCUAAAAAGCAACGGACCGUGAGAGAGGAUGCAGGAGCUCCGUGGCCCACCUGUGAGUCGUUGGACCAGGCCUGAGCCGACCCAGUACCUGAACCUGUGAGCUCUUAUCUGACCGUGCCCCCCCCCCCCCCCCCCCCAUAUAAUUCUGCCAGGAACACUUGUGUCGAUGGUCAAUGGAGACACAGUACACCACCAAUACAGUUGACUUGGUGGUGUAAUUCUACUCCAGGGAACGCCCCCUGCAGCAGUAAUGCAUGGAAUACACUGCUACCUGGUAAAUACACAGCAGGGGACAUUGCAAAUGAGACUCUCUGGGGUGAAUGUACGUAGUGGGGCCACAGCAGGUGAUGGCUGUGGUGGAGGAGGAGGAGGAGGAGGAGGAGGCCUUCCCCAAUGGAAUCUGUAACAGCAGCAACAUGGCUGCACAGAAGGAGAGUGUGGAGGCGUUUGAACAGGAGCGAGGCGCUGGGACACGGUGAAUGUGGUGGGCUGGCUGUCAGCAGACACAGCAUAGCAUGACGCACAGUGUCCUGCCAGAAUUAGUUCAUUUAAAAGCAUGCUGUAAAAUGCAUGCAAUGUUAAGAAAUAGAUAUUCACUACGUCACUACGCUGCACAGACUCUGGUGGUUUGGUGGCCAUGGUAACGGUUAAAUACACGUUUAACUCCAAUGGCCUCCAAAUUCUAUUUUAGACCAUGGAGAAGCUUUAUAAUGCAUACUGCAUUGUGAUGUUGACAGUUUUUUAGCAGACCUCAGCUGACUCACUCACACUGCAGUGAUUGUCUAAAAACAAAAUCUUUUUUUUCUUCUGUCUGAUGAAAUUUACGUUUUUAGGAAUUCUGUGGGAUUCUGAUAUCUGACAUAUCCAGUUUAUAAAUAGAAUAUAUGUUUUUUCUGGCUUACUUUGUAAGUAUUUAAUAUGUUUUGCAUCAAAAAUACGGACCUUUGUCCAAACCCUUGCAAUAGAUUUGAUCCCCUUGAUGUUUGAUGUUUGGAGUUAAGGAGCAGUUCCACAUUUUGGGAAGUAAGCAACAAGAUGGAUUCUGCCCUCAUGUUUGCACGCCAGCUUAGUCAAGCUCAAAGAAUGGAAACAGGGGCGAAUGAUGACCCUGACUUUGUCCGAAAGUAACUAACCGACUCCUCUCAAACUGGUUUUCCAGCUCACUGCUGAGAUAACCAGUUCGUACAUAAUGAACAAACAUUUGGGAGCUGUCUCUUUAAUCUAACUCUCUGCAAUAGAGUAAAUAAGCGUACUCCCGAAAAUGUCUAACUGUCCCUUACAGUUUAAGUUCCAUCAUUCAGACCCAUUUUAUGCUGCCGCUCAUAUUUUAUGAGAACAUUUCUUUGCAAGUGGUGGAAUCUGUGUUGGAUCCACACUAGUCAUAGGAUGGAGUUUAGUUUAGUACAAAUAGUAUGAGAUUGAAACUAUACAUUGAUGAUGCUUCAGCAUCAUAUUCUGUAAGGAGGGAUAAGACCCCGUGCCCGACCAGACGAAUGUCGGCUUGCUUUGACGUGAACCAAGAGAGCAUCAACGCGGCUCUUCAGCACAGCAGCGAGACUUAAGUUCAAGUGCUUAAAACCGUCCCCAGGCCCUAAAUUUGACUGUCCCUGAGAGGGUGAUUGAU
Pungitius pungitius (ninespine stickleback) is the source of this 5457-nucleotide messenger RNA. Its product is annotated as solute carrier organic anion transporter family member 3A1-like. Gene Ontology annotation, cellular component: plasma membrane. The transcript has 10 exons. The coding region runs from base 483 to 2585 and encodes 700 amino acids. Gene Ontology annotation, biological process: sodium-independent organic anion transport; transmembrane transport; prostaglandin transport. Gene Ontology annotation, molecular function: protein binding. Lineage: Eukaryota; Metazoa; Chordata; Actinopteri; Perciformes; Gasterosteidae. The record is from RefSeq and is a predicted model, not a curated record.